UUUCGUCCCAAGGACGUUCCAGUGUCCUUGAAUGACACUAGAACUACAAAUUAUGAUCCUUCAAAUCUAACCUCAAACUGUCAUUCAACAGUGUUCCCAACAAAAAUAUAUUUUAUAUAAUAUUAAUUUGAGUAAAGUGAUAUGUGAUGUUGAUUAUCCUACAGUGACUUUAUUAAUAAAGUCACUAUAGAUUUUUCUAUCUUGUAUUAAAUGUAUAUAGAAAAAUGAAUAAAUUACAAAGGAUUCUAUUUGUUACUCGAACAUUGCCUACCAAUUAUAAUUAUAGUACCAAUACUACAUCUCUUUAUUGCUUAGAUCUGGUGAAGAAAUUCGACUAUGAAAAUUUUAUGACUGUGCUUCUGUUAGAAAAUACCUCAAGAUCAACAGCUCUAGCUGUAAGAAGCUUCAAUGUGGAACUAUCAAAAGUCUCUGAGCAAACAAGCCAAAUUAAUACAGGUCAGGCUAGAUUACAGUUUUGGGAGAAUACAAUAGAGGCGUGUUACAAGGAAGAUGUUAAAAAAGUACCUCAACAUCCAGUGGCAAUGGAAGUAUACAAGGCAGUUAAGCGAUCAAAUCUCACCCAAAGAUAUUUCAAAAACUUAAUAAAAUGUCGUCAUGAUUAUCUCAAUCGAAACUUUUUUGGGUCUUUAGAGGAAAUGGAGAAAUAUUCAGAGAGUGCUGUGUCAAAUUUAUAUUAUCUUAUUCUCGAAGGUUGUGGUGUCAAGAAUAUGCAUGCAGAUCAUGUAGCAUCUCAUUUGGGAAAGGCCCAAGGAAUAUUGAAUUUAUUACGAAGCUGUGUUGUUGCAAGGAAACUUAAUUUCAUAUCAAUACCACAGGAAAUUUUAGUUAAGUACAGUGUUAGUGAUCAAAGUAUAUUGAAUGGAGCAUCAAGUCACAAAUUAAAUGACUGCGUAUUUGAGGUUGCUAGUAGAGCUCAUCACCAUCUUCAAAAAGCUAGAAAGUUAUCAGAUAAACUUCCUAGCAAUUGUAAUUCAGUCUUUUUGCCAGCUGUUACUAUUGAUGGAUACCUUACCAAACUACAAGUUGUAGGUUAUGACAUUUUUCAUCCAUCCUUGAAAAGAAAACCUUUGUUCUGGUUACCUAAGUUAAUGUGGUAUAAAUACAGAAAUAAAUAUUAAUCAUAGA
Harmonia axyridis is the source of this 1146-nucleotide messenger RNA. RefSeq names its product NADH dehydrogenase (ubiquinone) complex I, assembly factor 6 (gene sicily). The record is from RefSeq and is a predicted model, not a curated record. Gene Ontology annotation, cellular component: mitochondrion. Bases 225 to 1139 code for a protein of 304 amino acids. The transcript is spliced from 5 exons. Lineage: Eukaryota; Metazoa; Arthropoda; Insecta; Coleoptera; Coccinellidae. Gene Ontology annotation, biological process: biosynthetic process; mitochondrial respiratory chain complex I assembly.